This is a messenger RNA of Lingula anatina, 1950 nucleotides long. RefSeq names its product heat shock 70 kDa protein 12A. The record is from RefSeq and is a predicted model, not a curated record. NCBI's taxonomy places the organism in Eukaryota, Metazoa, Brachiopoda, Lingulata, Lingulida, Lingulidae. Gene Ontology annotation, molecular function: ATP-dependent protein folding chaperone; ATP binding.
UAUAUGUAGCGAAGGCACGCAGCUGCUAAAGUGUGUCAAACCUGUGUGUCCAUUUAACCCUUUUUACAUCGACGCGUGCGAUAUAUUCCGAUGCCGUAAGGACAGGGCCAAAAUGGUCACGUUCCAAGUAGAAACCAGCAUGUAGCUUGGCAGUAUCCGAGUUCGUCCAAAUGGCGCAUCAGAGUCAAGGACACGAGAAGAUACCAGCAGAGAGCCAAGGCAGCCAGAACACUGCCGCCAAAGAACUGGUGGUCGUGGCAAUUGAUUUCGGCACUUCUUUUAGUGGGUACGCCUAUUCGUACACCCAUGAGCCCUCCCGUAUAUACAUGAACAAAAACUGGGGGAACGAGGUGGGAUGUGCCCUGUACAAAACCCCCACCUGUCUCCUGCUGAGACCCGAUGGCACCCUAGACUCGUUUGGAUUUGAAGCGACCGAGAAGUAUGCAGAAAUGGAAGAAGAGGACUGUCACAAAGAGUGGUUUUACUUUGACAGGUUUAAGCUAAAACUACACACAGAAGUGCGCCUGGACAGGAAUAUCAAACUGGUCGCUGCAAACGGACGUACGAAAAGCGCAAUGGAGGUGUUUUCGCUGGCUAUCAGGCAUUUAAGGGAGCAUUUCUUUGCUAGACAGCAUAAUAGCGUCUCGGAUCACGACGUGAGGUGGGUGAUCACAGUGCCCUCUAUAUGGAGAGAUUCGGCCAAACAGUUCAUGAGGGAAGCAGCCAAAAAGGCUGGGAUCAGGGUCAGUAGUCGGCUUGUCAUAUGCUACGAACCUGAAGCAGCGUCUGUUUUCUGCCAGCGUUUGUCCCCUCAUGCGUUCGUGGGUAAUUUCACGGCAGAGGGCACCAGGUACCUCGUGCUGGAUUGCGGAGGCGGGACAGUGGACGUCACCAUCCAGCAGAUACUGGACAACGGUCAUCUGGCCACGCUGCACAAGGCGUCCGGGGGGACCUGGGGCGGCAUAACGGUGGACAGGAAGUUUGAACAGCUACUUAAGGACAUCUGUGAAGACGAAUUCAUUGAGGACUACAAAGUUAGGCACCCUAGCGACUGGGUGGGACUUAUAAGAGAUUUUGAACUAAAGAAGCGCACCGUUAAAGGUGACAGCCCAACCAUGAUCAACAUUCGAAUUCCAAACAGUCUACGCGAAGAAUUUCAAUUUGCAAGAGAAAUGCCUAUGAGAGACGCAUGCGCAAAAUGCAAUCUUGGUAUCCAGUGGGCUGCCGAUAAGAUGCGACUGCCGCUCCUUCUGGUGACUGAAUUUUUCCAAGACAGCAUUACUUCUAUCAUUAAUCACGUUAAAACAUUGUUUGAAGAGCCGGAACACACUGACAUUCAGUAUAUUGUGUUAGUUGGUGGGUUCUCUGAGUCUCCGCUACUGCAACAGGCCGUGAAGGAUGCAUUUCGCGACGGACACCAGGUUGUGAUACCGCCUGAGGAGGCCGGGUUAGCGAUAGUGAAAGGAGCGGUUUUGUACGGUCACAACCCAACAGUGAUUCAGCGGCGAGUGUCCUCAAUGACGUACGGUAUCGAGUGUGUUGCAGACUUUACAGAUGGGGUUCAUCCUGAUGAAUUUAAAAUAAAUAUAGCUGGCAGGGAUAAAUGUAAGAACGUCUUCAAAACCUUUGUGGAAGCUGGUUCCUCAGUUCAGAUAGGAGAGAACGUUACGCAUAGAUUCAAAGCUGUUGUCCCAUUUAAGCACACAAUGCAGCUUCCGGUUUACGUUAGUUCCUCUAAAGAUGCCAAGUACACAACGGACCCGGACACCACACCAUUGGGGAAAAUUUCAGUAAGUGUACCUGGCCAAAAUGACCCGGGCAAGGAAAGACUGGUUGAAGUUCGCAUGGGCUUUGGAGAUACAGAAAUCCACGUGACUGCCGUGGAUCUAACGACCGGAAAUGCGUCACUUCCGGUGAACAUCAACUUCCUCGCAAAAUGACACUAAAAUG